AUCGAGUGCCAACACAACAAUUUCUGUAUAUCCGCUAUCAACAAACGACGUUGACGUUUCACCGCGUAGCAAGUGAAAGUGUCACGUCGAUUGAAAUUCUGUCAGAAAUAUUUUUAUUCUCACAUAUAAUUUGUGUACUACACUGAAUACGAAUUUAGGUUAUCGCCGGGAAAAAUGGGUGUUAAACCUGCAAUUGGAAGAAAAUCUAACAAGAACCCACCUAUUUUCAGUCAUGAAUUUAUAAUUCAGAACCAUGCUGAUAUUGUAUCAUGUGUUGUUAUGGUUUUCUUGGUCGGUCUGAUGGUCCAGGCGACAAGUCCCACGGCGAGUUUGUUUAUUAGCCUUCAUCACAAUGUUAGUGGAGUAGAACCAACCAGAGAAACACCCAAAGGCGAACCUUUCUUAUACGAAGCCGGCUGGAAAGAUGCCUGUGCGGUAUUUUUCUACUCACUUGUCUGCAUUGUAAUGCAUGCCAUCCUUCAGGAAUAUUUCUUAGAUAAAAUAUCCAAGAAAUUCCAUCUUUCCAAAUCGAGAUUGAGUGCACUGAAUGAAUCUGGCCAGCUGGUGUUUUUCCAAUUAGUGACUUUUGUUUGGGGUGGUGAUGCUAUCCUCCGUGAAGGUUUCAUCUUCAACAUCUCGCAGCUUUGGGAUGGGUACCCCAGCCACCCAAUGACCUUCCUGCUCAAGUUAUGGUGGAUUGUCCAAGCAGCUUACUGGCUCCACACUAUCCCUGAGUUAUACUUCCAACGUAUCAAGAAAGACGAAUGGGCCGCCCGUAUCAGACACGCUUCCGGUGCUUUCGCUUUUGUAGCCCUGGCUUAUGGUUUCAACUUCCAAAGAGUUGGUGUGUGCUUGAUUGUCCUUCAUGCUUUGGCUGAGUUUGUGGCACACAGCUACCGUCUGAACAUUAUUCUCAGGGGUGAACGUGAGGACUUCUUAGACAAGUUCCUGAGCGUGGUGAAUGGCGCGGUGUUCGUGGUGGUGCGACUGUGCUCACUGGUGUUGGGUGUGCUGACGUUCUACUUCGGUCUGGCGGGCGCCGCACCACUACUGCUCCGUGUGGCCGCGCUCUCGUUGCUCGUCUCUUUCCAGGUUUACCUGAUGUUCAAUUUCAUCUCUGAAGCCAUUAAACAGAGGCAAGAGGCUCGUCAACUAGCACUCAACAAGCCGGCCAAGAAGGAGAAGAAGGAACGACCAAAAAAGGAAAAAGUAAAGAAAGCGCCGGUGGAGGAGUCGGACCUGCCCGAGGUGGACCAGAACACGAACAAGACGCUGCGACAGCGGCAGUCCGCCGCCGUCAAGGCCAAGUGAACACGCUCUACUAACACAUGACAUUACCAAUUAAGUUGUCAUCCCGUCGUAACUGAGUCUUUCCAAUACUGUAAUUUAGUUAUUCCAUUUAAUGUUCAUUUUAAUUUUCACUGAUUGUUGAAGCACAAAUAAAUAACGUCUGACGAAAUAAUUGAUAUUUACAACCGGUACCGAUAGAAAUUGCACCAAGUACGAACGUGACAACACUCGUAGUUUUAUUUGAGAUGACCGCGUUUAUUGCAGAACAGAUUGUGGAACUUAAAUAUUGUCAUUAACGUAUAGUGGAUACAGGGUUGUAAAAAUAUCUCCUAAAGGAUAAGAAAAUGAAAGUUUAGGUUAAAUGUUGUUUAUAUGAAUAUAUUAAUAAGAUGAAGUGUGUGCUGUGUGGUCAUACACAUUAAAUGAUGAAAAAUUCCAAUUUUUAUUUUGCAUUUCAAUUUUAAAUGUUUUUUUUUACAAUGGAUUUAUUUAAUUGCAGAUUACUCAUUACGUUAUUUUUUUAUAUAUGCUAUUCUUUUACUUCUUUACUUAUUUCUGUAAAUAAAUAUUGAUUUUACUUGCUGUACGAAAAAUAACUGUCUUCUGAGAGCCUUGAGAAAAGAUUUGUCGUUGUGUCUGCAUUAUCCCGUGUAAUCUAAAGACCGAGUUGCAAUAUGAGAUUGAUUUCAUGAAUAUGAUGUGAACUAAUGGAAUUAUUAAUCCUAAUGUGGAAAAUGUGCUCAUAAAUUAUUUACAUAACUUUCUUAAGAAUUGUCAAUUUAAAAGGCUUGAUGUUAUUUUUAUUUCAAAUAAAUUUUUAUAAAAAA
Messenger RNA from Manduca sexta (tobacco hornworm), 2117 nucleotides. It is a transcript of the gene TRAM, whose product is annotated as translocating chain-associated membrane protein 1. The record is from RefSeq and is a predicted model, not a curated record. Gene Ontology annotation, biological process: SRP-dependent cotranslational protein targeting to membrane, translocation; protein insertion into ER membrane. Gene Ontology annotation, cellular component: endoplasmic reticulum membrane. The coding region runs from base 175 to 1311 and encodes 378 amino acids. The transcript is spliced from 9 exons. Lineage: Eukaryota; Metazoa; Arthropoda; Insecta; Lepidoptera; Sphingidae.